AUGGGAGGAAUAUCUCGAUUGCGUACUGCGCUUCAACAGCUGGCCACUGAUUUUAACCGUAUCUCUCGAUUAUCGGUCACAACCCGUACUCCAGCUUCUGCAAGCAGCAAUGAGCCUUGA
Molecule: messenger RNA, 120 nt
Organism: Chondrus crispus (carragheen)
Lineage: Eukaryota; Rhodophyta; Florideophyceae; Gigartinales; Gigartinaceae
Exons: 1
Coding region: 1-120 (39 amino acids)
Source: RefSeq, a predicted model, not a curated record